AGGACUUUCAUCUAUAAGUAACGUUUGCUUUAGUACUCCAUUCCUUUGUAACCCUAAAAAAAUCAAACGAUGAGUUUCUCUCACACUAAGAAAAAACAAGGGAAAAAUACUCAUAUCCACGAAGACAUGGAUAACAUCUCCAAAAACUGGAAAACACUUAGCGGAGAAACCAAUUGGAAGGGUUUACUAGAUCCUCCUAAACAAGAUCUCCGUAAUUACAUCAUCCACUAUGGCGAAAUGGCUCAAGCCACUUACGAUGCUUUCAACUCUGUUAAACUAUCAAAGUACGCUGGAAGUUGUCGCUAUGCAAGAACCAAUCUGUUGUCAAAGUCAUUGUCGAGGGAAGCAUGGUGUAAGGAAUCGAAUUGGAUGGGGUUUGUGGCAGUUGCUACGGAUGAGGGGAAGGUGGUGUUAGGGAGGAGAGACAUUCUGAUUGCUUGGAGAGGAACUAUUCAGACCAUGGAGUGGGUUAAUGAUCUUGAUUUCACGUUGGUUUCGGCUCCAAUAAUAUUUGGAGAAAACAAUGAUGAUGAUAAUCCAAAAAUACAUCAAGGUUGGUACUCAGUCUAUACUACUGAUGAUCCAAGGUCACCUUACAAUAAAACUAAUGCUAGAGAUCAGUUGUUGCAUUGCCCGAUGAUCGACCGACCCACCUUCUGCCACCCACAUCGCAGCCACCGGUGCCGGAAUGAUGACUUCUACCGCCAACAUAAUAACCACAACUUAAACCAGUACCAGCCUCGCUCUACUCCGCCUGUCUCUACUCCUCCCGCAAGGAUAACCCUGUUUCUAUUCUAGCCUCGAGGAACCCACAAAAUCAAAGAAAAUCAAUAACGAUAUCCAAAAUUGAUUUCCAACCGGUUCAACUUUGGUUUGGAUCUUUUAUUUAUUUAUUUUUACUUUAGGUUUGGAUCCAUUUUGUUUUUUACCUUUAGAUCUGGGUUUGGGUUUGGGUUUGGGUGUAGCUUAAGUUUCUUGAAUCCAUCUUCCUUUUCAAUGGGAAUUCGAUUUGGAAUUACGAGGGUGAAAAUUUCUUAGAGUUCGAUUUGGAUUAUUAUUUUAUUAGUACGUACUUGAACACUCAAUUUGAUUUGAAAACUAGAUUUGUGUUUGAAAUUCAUUUUUUUUUUUAAAUUGAAAUAUCUGGACUACAUCAUCAUUAUUAAUAUGUGGUUCUCUAGUUUCUUGCAUUGUAAGAUUCAUAUUGCAUGUUUGCUGCUAAAACACAUGUUUUUAUAAAUAUGUGUUCUUGGUAGUAGAGGAUAAUGGCUGACAAAUGAUUUCCGAUGAGGAAAUGAGAUUCUCCGAGAAGCUAAGUGGCAACGUCUUAAUAGUGAUUUUAACAUGAUCCGAGACCAAAUCCGAGACAAGACAACACCAAAUGGAUCAUUGAAGUUAAAAAAAAAAAAACAAAGUUAGGAACCAAACAUACAAACUAAUCCAAACAUUUGUGUAAUUUACUGUGUUUAAUAUUUCAAUGGGAAAUUAUUUUGAAUAUUUGAUAAUUAAAGAUUUCUUUUUUAAUACGGUACAAAUAUCAUUAGGUACUUGCGGAGGUGAAGAGACUAGUGGAACAAUACAAGAACGAGGAUAUUAGCUUGACCAUAACCGGACAUAGUUUGGGUUCAGCAAUCGCAACACUAAAUGCGAUUGACAUAGUUUUGAAUGGAUUCAACAAGCCGAAAGAUAUGCCAAACAAGGCAUGCCCAGUGACCACCUUUGUGUUUGCUAGCCCUCGUGUGGGAGAUUCGAAUUUCAAGAAAGUUUUCAGUUCACAAAAAGAUCUCCAUGCCCUACGCAUUCGCAAUGCAUCAGACGUGGUUCCAAACUACCCUUUGAUAGGGUAUUCAGACGUUGGGGUUGAAAUGGAAAUUGAUACAACAAAGUCUGAGUACUUGAAGAGUCCAGGGAAUUUGUCAAGUUGGCAUAGCAUGGAGGCUUAUAUGCAUGGAGUUGCAGGGACACAAGGUAGUAAAGGAGGUUUUAAGCUAGAAGUUAAACGUGAUAUCUCACUUGUAAACAAGCAUUUGGAUGCACUGAAGGAAGAAUACGGCGUGCUUGUCUCUUGGUGGUGUGAGAAGAACAAUUGUAUGGUUCAACAGGAGGAUGGUUCAUGGGAG
This is a messenger RNA of Lactuca saligna, 2120 nucleotides long. Lineage: Eukaryota; Viridiplantae; Streptophyta; Magnoliopsida; Asterales; Asteraceae. The record is from the annotation of a GenBank genome assembly.